This is a messenger RNA of Bradysia coprophila, 473 nucleotides long. RefSeq lists its product as uncharacterized. Lineage: Eukaryota; Metazoa; Arthropoda; Insecta; Diptera; Sciaridae. The record is from RefSeq and is a predicted model, not a curated record.
CCUAUGUUAGAAAUAAUAAAUAAACAUUCACUCGUAUUGCAAGUAUCAUACACGUAUUAAAAUUAAAAUGUUUAGAAAAACAAAAGCGGAAUUAAAACCACCUCAACCACCAACAUUUGCAUCGAUACUCGAAGAUAUGGAAACAUUUCUUGUGGAAAAACCACCAAUCGAAAAAGUUAGAACGCUACCCAGUGCAAGUGAAAACGCUGAAGUCAACUCAAACAGUAACCGCAAUAAUUUGGAAGAUUGGUGGAAGGUGUUCGAAACAUUUUACUCUGACAAUGAGGAUCUGCAGAAUGUUAGACGAAGACUGAAUGCAUCUCAAAAACUGUUGGAAGAUCAGAAAAAGGAAAUUACUGAGAAGACAGAUGAAAUUCAACAGGACAUAGACUUGGCUUUGCGAGAUCCACCAAUUGAUCUCGGUUGACGGUUUAAAUUUGGAAUAUUCUUGUGUCAAUUAAACGUCUCAGUUA